Micropterus dolomieu (smallmouth bass) is the source of this 1441-nucleotide messenger RNA. RefSeq names its product PRKR interacting protein 1 (gene prkrip1). The record is from RefSeq and is a predicted model, not a curated record. Gene Ontology annotation, molecular function: protein kinase binding; protein kinase inhibitor activity; double-stranded RNA binding. The transcript has 2 exons. Gene Ontology annotation, cellular component: nucleolus. Gene Ontology annotation, biological process: negative regulation of protein kinase activity. Bases 467 to 1036 code for a protein of 189 amino acids. NCBI's taxonomy places the organism in Eukaryota, Metazoa, Chordata, Actinopteri, Centrarchiformes, Centrarchidae.
AGUCGUCCACCCCGUGCAUCCGGAGGAUCUGAACCACGGCAUUACUGAAGCCACACAUGGGCUGAGCCGGCGUCCCCUUCAUAAACACCACUACUUUGUCCUUCUUCACCAUAUCACCAAGGUCCUUCUGGAGGUCCGCCGCCGAGCACAGGAACCGGGCCGAGGCCGACAACACGCGUCCGUCGGCUUGUCUGGGUAGAUAGGCCGCCGACCGCAGACACUUCGCGGUAGAUCUAAUUAUACUGUUCAUGGUCUUUGGUAAAUUAUAUCUUUAUAUGAGGAGAAGAAAUUGCGUCAAAUGGACUCGCCAGCUAAAACCCGUCAGUCAACGCACUUAACACUCGGGAAGAGAGGCAGGACCUGGACGUUGGUUGGACAGCUGCGCCCAAACAAUCUGUUACAAAAGCACUCAAGAACUUCCGGGGCGACUUGAGCACCGAGGAAAAAGACAGCGGCGAUUUGAAAGAUGGCGGCGCACACGCAGAAAAAUAACAAACCGGGGAAAUCUGGAGGAAAAGAGGCUCAACCUCUGAUUAUCGCUAAAACUCCGGCGGAGGAACAGCGUCUGAGGUUGGAGAGGUUGAUGCGGAACCCGGAUAAACCCGCUCCCAUCCCAGACCGACCGAAAGAGUGGAACCCGCGGGCCCCUCCGGAGUUCGUCCGAGACGUGAUGGGCUCCAGCGCCGGUGCAGGCAGCGGGGAGUUUCAUGUUUACCGGCACCUCCGACGCAGAGAGUACCAGAGGCAGGACUUUCUGGACAAGAUGGCAGAGAAGCAGGACGCGGACGUAGAAUAUCUGAAAAAGGUGGAACUAAACAUAAAGGCAGCCGAGGAGAGAACGGCGAAGCGCAGGAAGAAGCGGGAAAAGAUGAAGCAGAAAAAGCUGAUGGCAAAGAAGGCAAAGCAAGAGGCCAACGACAAGAAAGAAGGCGACGCCGACGAGAGCUCGGACAGCAGUGAAGAAGAGAAGGGAGAUGAAGAAAGAGAGGCUGACGAUGAUGCCGAGGCUCCCAGUUUCAUCAUGGGGAAGAAGUGACGCCCUUUGUCUCCUGCAGAGUGAUGAACAGACAGGGCGGGUACUGGUUUUUAAUGCUGCUUGGUAGUGACAUUGUGGGUGACUGACCAUGAAGGCAUGGGGGACAUGGACACCAGAAUCACACAUAACAGCCUCUGAAAAGGAAAAUCUCUGGAACCAGUUAAAAAACCCUCUUUAAGAGAAUGUGCUCCCUGUUUUAAUAUCAGAGAAACAUGGAUGGACUGCCUAGUUUAAUAGGCAGGACCCCCCCACCCUUCUGAUUUUGGGGUUUCUUGAGCUUGUCAAAAUGUAUUGUCAAGUUUUCAGAAUUUUGACUUUUCUGAUUGUUGAAUUGUUGGGAAUCCUCUACCUUUUUAAUGGUAUAUUUGAUUUUUAAAAAAAAAUAAAAAUGAGAAUAGAGAUGGA